Molecule: messenger RNA, 3408 nt
Organism: Ruditapes philippinarum (Manila clam)
Lineage: Eukaryota; Metazoa; Mollusca; Bivalvia; Venerida; Veneridae
Product: WASH complex subunit 5-like
Exons: 26
Coding region: 151-3408 (1085 amino acids)
Biological process (GO): regulation of actin nucleation; actin filament polymerization; endosome fission
Cellular component (GO): endosome; WASH complex
Source: RefSeq, a predicted model, not a curated record
ACGUUAAAUCCGCAUGAAAAUGUCUUUAUAUCAAAUGAAAUAGCAAAUAUUGACCAUUUUGAUGAUUUUGUCAUCCUCACAUGAGGUGGUCAAAUAAUUUUUUUUGUAGGUCUAGCUAGUAUUUUAAAUUUAUAAUUUGGCCAAUAGACAAUGGCAGACUUUUUAGCAGAAAACAAUCAAUGUGGCCAGAAUGCCCUGCGACUUGCUUCAAGAGGCAAUGCAAUUAUAGCAGAGUUACUUCGACUAUCUGAUUUCAUUCCAUCUGUGUUCCGCUUAGAAACACAGCAAGAGGUGGCCAAAUAUGGUGAACUCGUUGCAGAUUUCAGCUACUUUAAAAGUGCAGAUUACUUUGAAAAUAAGAUAGAGACAAAGACGGAACUUCAAGACUUAGAUGAGGAAUUCAGAGAAAAUCAUAUUGAGAUUUUGACAAGAUUUUACCAAGCCUUUUCAAGUGUGCAUAAAUAUGUGACAGAUCUUAAUAGAUUUUUAGAAGACCUAAAUGAAGGGGUGUAUAUACAGCAAACACUAGAGAGUGUGUUACUAAAUAAUGAUGGCAAACAACUUAUGUGUGAAAUAUUGUUCCUGUAUGGUGUAAUGCUCCUCAUUAUUGAUAUGAAGAUAGAAGGAACAAUUAGAGAGAGAAUGAUGGUCUCCUACUAUAGAUACAGUGCUCAGAAAGCAUCAGCUGGAGAUUCAAACAUUGAUGAUGUUCUUAAGCUACUCAGAAGUACAGGAUACUCCAGUGCAGCAGGUGCAAAGAGACCACCAAACUAUCCUGAGUCUUUCUUUGCGAGAGUACCUAUAGAUGACGAGUUUAUCAACAUGGUGAUUGGUCGGCUGAGGUCAGAUGAUAUAUAUAACCAGAUAGCCUCAUACCCCCUACCGGAACAUCGCUCGACGGCACUGGGCACACAAGCUAGCAUGUUGUAUAUACUGCUAUACUUUGAUCCAGAGAUACUGACAAACCAACCUGCUAAAAUGAGAGAAAUUGUCGAUAAACAUUUUCCAGAUAAUUGGGUUGUAAGUGUGUACAUGGGUAUAACAGUGAACCUACUGGAUGCUUGGAGCCCAUACAAAGCAGCAGUCACAGCACUUAACAAUACUCUAGACCAGAGUAAUGUUCGAGAACUGUCCAUUAAAUAUGCGACCAAAGUAACAAAACUACACCCAGUAUUAGAUAAGUACCUAAAGGAAGGAGUUUUAGUAGAGGAGUUUAUACUGGACAGUAUACCUAAACUUCUCAAUGUCAUGAGAGAUAGUAAUGUUACUCUACGCUGGCUGAUGUUACAUACAUGUGCUCUCUCUCCAAGUGCUGAAGCAAAUAAGAGAUGCAAACAGCUUAGAGAUCAAGUUCUUUCUGACAGUAAAUAUAGUCCACUAGCAGUGUUCCAACUUCUUCUUAAUACAGCUCAGUUUGAAUUUAAACUGAAAGAGAUGUUUAAGCAGAUGCUGGAAGAAAAGAAGAACAAGUGGGAGGUUUACAAGAAGGAAGGAACUGAACGAAUACAGGAGCUCAGUGAUGUCUUCUCUGGUACUAAACCAUUAACCAGGGUUGAGAAAAAUGAGAACUUGCAAGCCUGGUUUGCUGAGAUGGCCAAACAGAUAGACUCGUUGAAUUAUGAUGAUUCUACAUCAGCAGGAAGGAAAAUUGUACAACUUAUACAGGCCUUAGAAGAGGUACAAGAAUUUCAUCAGUUAGAGAGUAAUCUACAAGUACGUCAAUUCCUGGCAGAUACUCGGAAAUACCUUCACCAGAUGAUACGUACAAUAAACAUUAAAGAAGAAGUUCUCAUUGCCAUUGAGAUAGUAGCAGACCUGUCAUAUGCAUGGGAAAUUAUUGACAGUUACACCAGCUAUAUGCAGCAGGGCAUUAAGAGAGAUCCUACUCUAGUCAUUAAACUUAGGGCUACAUUCUUAAAGUUGUCAUCAGCUCUAGAGUUACCAUGUCUACGUAUCAACCAAGCUCAAAGUUCUGACUUGAUGAGUGUCUCACAAUAUUACUCUGGUGAAUUAGUAGCCUAUGUCAGAAAAGUCUUACAGAUUAUCCCACAAACUAUGUUCAGCCAGCUGGCUAAGAUUAUUACAUUGAUGACCAGUCAGAUUAGAGAGGUUCCUACCAGGCUGGAGAAAGACAAGAUGAAAGAAUUUGCCCAGUUAGAGGACAGAUAUCAGGUUGCCAAGUUGACACACUCUAUAUCAGUUUUCACUGAAGGUAUUAUGAUGAUGAAAACUACUUUAGUAGGAAUUAUAAAGAUUGAUCCAAAGCAGUUAUUAGAGGAUGGUAUAAGAAAGGAACUUGUACAACAAGUGGCCAAGGCACUACAUAAUACUCUACAGUUUAACCCAAAAGCCAAGGUGAAUGAGCUGAUACCACGACUUCACAAUCUUGGUGAACAGAUGGAAGGGUUCAGGAGGUCGUUUGAGUAUAUACAGGAUUAUGUGAACAUAUAUGGACUGAAGAUAUGGCAGGAAGAGGUGUCCAGGAUCGUUAAUUAUAAUGUAGAACAGGAGUGUAACAGUUUCUUAAGAACAAAGGUACAAGAUUGGGAGAGUGUGUACCAGUCUACAGCUAUUCCUAUACCAAGAUUUCGACCAGUAGAUGAGAGUGUCAAUUUUAUAGGAAGACUUGCCAGAGAAGUUAUACGUAUAACAGAUCCGAGGACAGCAGCAUAUAUUGAUCCAAUGAAAGCAUGGUACGACAUCAAGACCAAACAAGAAAUUGUCAACAAAACACUCUUUUCUAAAAUACAGAAAGCUGUUGGAACAUUUGGACUGACAGGUUUAGAUAGAUUGUUGUGUUUCAUGAUAGUGAAGGAACUACAGAACUUCAACAGAUUGUUAGAGAGACAAGUGUUUAGAACUAAGGAUAAGUUAUGGCUACUCAUGUUAGAGGACUUGAGCAAGUCAUUGACACCAGUACAAAGUAUUGUUGGAAAUCCAUUGAAAUAUUAUGGUGCAUAUGUGUCAAAGUCUUCGAAAUUAUGGCCUCAGUACUUUGAAAUCAUGCUUAAGGUUGGACAAGUUCAAUUGUUAAGGAAACAAAUUGCUCAUGAACUGAACACAUUGUGUAAAUUUGACUCAAACAAUCUGGCCUGUGCUUUACAAACACUCAACAAUGGCCUGAUGACAGAUAUAGAGGCUCACUAUGCUGAUCCAACAAAGCCCUAUCCUAAAGAAGAGAAUCCUCUCAUGUAUGAACUGACAGGUUAUCUUGAAGCUUCAGGUUUCCAUAACCCUCUUAUGAAGAUUUACAUCACAACAAAACCAGUGCCACAUGUUCCAGUAUUCAUCUUUCUGCUGGUCAUCUCACACAUCCCCAAACUAACAUACAACAAAGCUAUAGGUGGCCUGGUUUGCAAGAAGCCAACAGAUCCAUUAGAUGCCCCUCCAUUUGUGAUGGCUGUAUAA